Molecule: messenger RNA, 1191 nt
Organism: Haliotis rufescens (red abalone)
Lineage: Eukaryota; Metazoa; Mollusca; Gastropoda; Lepetellida; Haliotidae
Exons: 2
Coding region: 232-663 (143 amino acids)
Source: RefSeq, a predicted model, not a curated record
AGAGAUAGGCGCGGCCGUUUUGUUGACAUCCUAUCACAUGCAUUUUAAAACUACGUUACCAUAAGAACAGACAGGCCGUUGCUUGGUUGAAAGCGGUAGUAGUGUACGACGCGUGUGAAGGAUGUAGUGUAUGUGGCGCGUCACCGCACCUACACAUAUAUGAAUUGAUAAAUAGACGCAGUGAGGAGAGGUCGUCCACUAGCAAAGUACGGCGGCGAGAGGAGGCUGGGCAUGCGGGUUGUAUACAGGACAGCCCGGCCAACACCCGUCAACCACGGGAUGGUUAAACCUAUCAGAAUCUGUGUAAUCCUUGCCUGUGUGUGCGUUAUUGCGUCUGCCUUUCCCGUAGGAGACAACCCAGUCAAACGUUAUCAAGAAUAUUCAAGACGAUGGUCAACAGUGAAGCGAGGUAGGGACAUGGUGGACGCCUGGGCACUCUGCCCUCCUGACAUGGAACAGAUGGAUUGUUUCUAUACCUAUCUCCGCUUGUACGCCCGACUCCGCAAGGCAGCGCGAGAGACGGACCAGGUUUCGAUGAGGAACAUCGGUAAACGGGGCUCAUCCGACUUCUUGUGUGCUGACAUGGAGGACAGACGAAAGUGUUUCAGUACUAUAUUACAAUCCAACUUAAACAUCAAACGUUCUGGAACUUCUUGGCCUUGACGCCAAAUUGGUUUCCCGGCUUAAACCGAGAUACUGAACUUGUUGCAGCAAAUGGUUGGUCAUGAUUCGUUUGGAGACCAUUUGUUCUGAAGAUGGCGUUUCAUAUCGUUGAUGGAGUACCAUGGAUUGACAUUUGUGGACUUUAUAAAUUCCGAAUGUGUGAUUUGUUGGGUUAUUUGAAAUUGCUAGCGAAUUAUUUGCAUUGCUACUGUUUUGUGAAUUUUAUGAACCAGCUAUCUGAAAAAAAUAUCAUCACUGACCCCACCAAUGCAGUUGAUCGUUGCAAAGUAUACAUGUUUUUUUCAAAAUCGGGACACUUUUUGUGUACAAGGAACCAUCGUCACCUUGACAUUGAUCGUUUCACCUCUGACAUUUGGACUUCAAUGCUAGCUGAUAAGAAAACUAUCACCGUAAAACCUUCACCUUUGACGUGCCUAGUCUGUACUUACAACUGUAUGCUGUUUUUCGUUUGAUUGUUUUUAACAAAAAAAGUAAUAAAAGAGAAAUCGAACCCAUGCUGCAACAAAA